CAUUCACUAGCUAAUAAACUGGAAUACGAAGACCAAGGUGUAUAUGGGGAAGUGGCAUCGAUAAACAUGGCACUGCUUGAGAAUAUCCCAGCAGUUCUGCACAGUUUAAUUGAAGGUGCCAGCAAACCUGAAAAUAAACAAACGCAGCCUGCUGACGCAAGAUCACAAGAUGGGGAGGACAAUGCUGAGAUCAAAAGCAAAAAAGAGAUCAGUGCAACUCUCUUGGAUCCGGAUCGUAACACGGUAACUCGUGAAUGCACCCAUAAUUCAAACAAUGGUCCCCUGCCCUAUGCUUCUAGUGAAUGGCCCCACCUCACAGUGAUGUUUACCAAUAAGGAUGAGAGGCACAACAGACGGGUUCUACAACAGGCGGCACGCCAGGGUAGGAUAUCCGGACAUAAGUACAAGGAAGCCAGUGAAGCAAUGACAGAGUACCGCACAAUACUUAUGGAACGCAUGCAGUCCUUUGUCAGGGGGUACCUGAUGAAGGUGUCCUGGAACCAGGCCGAAACCCUCUUAAAGAAACAGAGCUUCCGUUCCCCUCAGGUCUUGCCUGUAUUAACAAAGCUAAGGAUUCAGAAGCAGCAGGCUCUGAUGCGCUGGAAGGAAGAGAGAGUCCGUAGUUGGGAAAAACGUCUGCAUCUCUCAGCAUCUCUGGAUCUGACACUUCAGGAACUACAGCAGGAGAGUGGAAUAUUCUUAAUUAAACCUGUGCUGUCCUGGCCUCGACGCUCUCAACUAGUGAAGAACCAGAGGCAGAACCACUCUACAUGUAAAGAUUUUUCAAAAAGCACUUGGCUUCCCAGCUACCAGUCUAAGAAUCAGGACAGUCUCCGGUGCUGUGGAAAAGCUCCAAGGCCUCUCAGUAGGGAGUGGAGUGUGCUACAGAAUCAUGAGGCGUUGAGACCCCUGGUGAUCACUCCUAAAGUGCUAGAAAUGGACAUCCACAGAUACUUGUGCAAGGAGUGCUGUGUGAUGUCAAAGCACCAAUCUUCCCCUAUUGGAUCCACACAGAAGUCUGGCAGUCCUUUAAGAAAUUAUCUGGUUGUGAAACGCACCACCCCUCUCCUCUCCUUCAACUAUGAAGUUGGCAUAACAAAGUUUAAUGACUAAAGCUAAUGAGAAUAUAACAUAUUAUUGAGGAACACAUGCCUAGUAGUAUAUAUAAAUAUGGUUAUUUAUUGUGUGUGUAUAGUCUAUUCACCAUUUAUAGAGGUACUCACACCUUUCCAGGCUACAUCUUCAAGAUCAACAUCUGGGAUUACAAUCCCCAAAAUCCUCUGCAGUUGUGUGUGUGUGCGUGUGGGGGGUAUACAGUAGAUUGCACUAACACAAUCUACUAUUAGUUAAACAUUUCUGAAACACUAAUUUGUUUGACAAAAAUUCAGUAUUUAAAAAAUUAAAAAUCAUCUUCACUAAGAAUAGUAAAAUUAUAUUUGUAAGUACAAAUUAAAACAUAUUGAAAAUUAAAAA
Messenger RNA from Bombina bombina (fire-bellied toad), 1473 nucleotides. RefSeq lists its product as uncharacterized. NCBI's taxonomy places the organism in Eukaryota, Metazoa, Chordata, Amphibia, Anura, Bombinatoridae. The transcript has 9 exons. The record is from RefSeq and is a predicted model, not a curated record. Gene Ontology annotation, molecular function: protein binding. Bases 67 to 1113 code for a protein of 348 amino acids.